AACAUUGUAAAAAUAAAAAUAUCAAGAAACAGCAUUAAAUGCAUUCAUAACCUUUAGUCAGCAAGCACUACAAGAAAGAGAAUGAGAGCGAAUCGUGGUCUCUGGUUUCUGCACAAGAUUUAUAUUAUUUUAAUCUUCUUUCUUCUUCUUCUUCACGUAAAUCCACACAAUAACAAAGAUAAUAACUUUACUUUUGUCUUCUUGAAAAGUAAAACUCUUUCUCGAUUACUAAAAGAUUCCACCUAGAAGAAGAAGAAGAAGAAGAAGAGCUUGCUUCUGUAUCCAGAGAGAGAGACUCAUUUCUCAUUUAGUUAAGCUAUGUCGAUGUUCUUCAAAGCCCUAGGCUUUAUGUUCGUUUUUUUGUGCUUCGAGGUUCAUGGAACCAUGGCUACAGAUGUUAACUCCUCCUUUUCAUUUGAUGGGUUCGCAAAGUCUCCGAGCUUUGACAAGGAUGUUUCUCUGUUCGGAGAUUCGAAGCUUGUCAGUUCCAUUUCUUCGAUUCAGCUGACUGAGUCAGUGAGUGGAAGCGUGGGAGGAGUCGUUUACAAGAAACCCAUCAAGCUUCUCCGAGGUAAAGAGAGGAGGAGGAGGAACUCGUUAUCUUUCUCGAGUUACUUCUCAUUCUCGAUGCCUAACGAGAUUGGUGAUGUACUGAGUUUUGUAAUGGUUCCGACCAGUUUUGAUCUUGGACUGUUCGGUAAGAGAGAUAACAGCUCCUCCUCUGCUUUAGGGUUUCUGUUUGAAUACGCAAAGAACGAGACAGUUGUUGGUUUUGAGUUUGAUGUUUCCAGUGGAGGAAACCGUGCAAGAAUCUUGAUAGGUUCUCAAAUUAGAAACCUUUCUUUUGAGGGUGACUUGAUGAUGGUCAAUGGAGGGAGGCUGAGCUGUAUGGUUGAGUAUGAGGCGAGUUCUAAGAGAAUGAUGGUUCGGUUCAGAAAAUCUGGUUCGGUAAAGAUGUAUGAUCCAUUCUUCUCUUUCUCCGUGGACUUGGAGGAGCUUUGGUAUGGUGGUGAGUUCAUGGUGGGGUUAAGCUCUACGAACGGGAACUCUUCGAAUGCACAUUUUCUCCAUUCAUGGGGGUUUGAGAUAAGGCAUCCUCCUCCGACGUGGAUGCAUUCAGAGCCGCUUCAACCGUAUGAAGGUGUGGAGGCUGACAGUUCAAGGGAGGAGGAAGAGGGUGUGGAGAGAAACGAGUGUGUUUGGAGGAUGCUUGGUGUUUUGGUCUUGGGUGCAGUGUGUGGAGCCUUGGGAGCAGUGUUGGCUUUGUGUAUCUGGACGAUAUGCGGUGGUGCGAGGCGGUCAGUGGUGGUGGUUCCAGAGGAAUGUCCUGUGAAAGCUGUGAGUGCUAUUGAAGAAGGCAAGAAGUAGUGAGGAGUUUGGUUUGGUUUUUGAAAGUUGUCUUAUGUUGGAAGUGUAAAUGUAGUGUCUUCUUCUUCUUCCUAGUUCUGUUUCAUCUUCUUUAGUGACUCUUCUGUGUUUUAGGUUUGGACUUGAAUCAAUUUCAAAUGUAAAACCACCAUGAAAAGAAGACAUAAGAUUAUUUGAUCUUGCAACAUUUAACCAGUUCUUGUUGCUA
Messenger RNA from Raphanus sativus (radish), 1576 nucleotides. RefSeq names its product flt3 receptor-interacting lectin. The transcript has a single exon. The coding region runs from base 319 to 1368 and encodes 349 amino acids. NCBI's taxonomy places the organism in Eukaryota, Viridiplantae, Streptophyta, Magnoliopsida, Brassicales, Brassicaceae. Gene Ontology annotation, molecular function: carbohydrate binding. The record is from RefSeq and is a predicted model, not a curated record.